Messenger RNA from Micromonas pusilla CCMP1545, 759 nucleotides. RefSeq lists its product as uncharacterized. The transcript is spliced from 2 exons. NCBI's taxonomy places the organism in Eukaryota, Viridiplantae, Chlorophyta, Mamiellophyceae, Mamiellales, Mamiellaceae. The annotation marks the transcript as partial. Gene Ontology annotation, molecular function: structural constituent of ribosome. The record is from RefSeq and is a predicted model, not a curated record. Gene Ontology annotation, cellular component: ribosome. Gene Ontology annotation, biological process: translation.
GACAAGACGCUCCCGGUGUUCACCAUCGACGGCACCCCCACGGGCGAGACCCUCAUCCUCCCCGGGCGGCACUUCGAUCAACCCCUGCGCGUGGACCUCGUGCACAGGGUCGUCCACUGGCAGCGGAACAAGGCGCGAAAGGGACGGAAAAAAACCAAGACGCGAGGAGAGGUCAGCGGCACGACGAGGAAAGCGCGGCCGCAGAAGGGCGGCGGCCGCGCGCGCGUGGGCAGCCUGCGCGCGCCGCAGAUGCGCGGCGGCGGCGUCGCGCACGGCCCGGUCGUGCGAUCCUACGAGACGGCGUUGAACAAGCGCGUGCGGCGCGCGGGGUUAAAAGUCGCGCUCAGCGCGAAGCUCGCGGAGGGCCGCGUGAUGCUCGUGCGCAGCACGCACGACGGCGUGGAGCCGAAGACGAAGUGGCUGGACGAACGGUUAGAUAAGCUGCUGGGGAACCAGUCCCUCGCGGCGGGGGAGAGGAGCCACUCCACGUGGAUCUCAAACGCGAAGCGCGCGUCGCGGAACAUGCCGUACGUGCACGUGAUGCAUCAGAGAGGGCUCAACGUGUACGACAUUCUGCGGUACCGGUCGCUCGCGAUGACGCCCGACGCGCUGCGAGAGCUCGUGCGGCGGUUGGACGCGCCGCUCAAGCCGGGGAGGAUGACGAGGGAGGAUCGGCUCGUCGUUGACGAAGACGCGGACCCGCUCGCGCCGCCGGCUCCGGAGGCGCGGGACCCUGGGGUCGAGCUGCCCGCGGCGUAG